Blepharisma stoltei is the source of this 905-nucleotide messenger RNA. The record is from the annotation of a GenBank genome assembly. Lineage: Eukaryota; Ciliophora; Heterotrichea; Heterotrichida; Blepharismidae.
AUGGGAAGCACAUCAAGCAAAAAAAAUAAGCAAAAAGAGCCAAUUACUGUAAACACUCCAGGAUUCCAGCCAGCUACUCUUCCUCCACCCCCUCCCAUGCCAGUUCCUAGCGCUCCUCCUCUCUAUCCCGAAUUAUCACCAGUCCCAAGUGCUCCAAGUUUCCAACCCCCGCCAUCUAACUCUCCUCCCAAGAAACCAGUCCCUCCUAGAGCUCACCAAUCCCCUCCCCAAGGCAAAAAAGAAGAAGACGCUCCUGACAUUCUUUUUGACGCCGAAGAGCCUGAGGAGCGAAACCCAGAACCCCAAGACCUUUCCUCUGUCCCUGAAUUCUACUCUCAAACCUGCACACUCCAAGGCAAAUGGAUUUAUCACAUGGAGUCUUCUGAAAUUGAGUUCCCAGAGGCUACCUCUGAUGAAAUUGAGCGGGAUUUUAUUUCUGGGAACAUCCGAAGUAAGUUUAACUUCUCAGGCAGCCAGGCCGAAAUUUUAUUUAGAGAAACCUUAAUGACUGUAACUGACCCCAGCGGCGAAAAAAUGAUUUACCCUAUAAGCAGAACGGCAGUUGUCAAAGAAAAAUAUUGGUGGUAUGCCAAUGAUCAGACCGCAAGGCCAAUUAUUAAAGAAAUUGAAGACAUUUUGAGCUUCACUGAAGGAAUUUUUUCGUUUACUCUAGACGGGGUAGGCUACCAGAUAAAUCUGCAUAAGAAGUGUAUGGUGGAAAUGAGGACUGGGUUAAUAAGAAAUUUAAUUAUAGCUUAUGAGCUCUAGCAGAAUUUUAUAGGAUUUUGGCAAUCUUUAUGAAAAGCUAAGUGAUUAUGCUUUCUCUUGCUGGAGAUUUAAUUUAUUUAGACUAAGAGGGGUUUCCUUAUAGGGUGCUAAUAGGGCUCAUUAGGCAUAUAGGAUAA